Symbiodinium sp. CCMP2592 is the source of this 1530-nucleotide messenger RNA. NCBI's taxonomy places the organism in Eukaryota, Dinophyceae, Suessiales, Symbiodiniaceae. The record is from the annotation of a GenBank genome assembly.
AUGGCUCCGGUGGCUGCCGACCCGACCCUGCCUCCCGGAGACGUCUGCUGCUACAAUCAGCGCAUCACCGCGCUGACGCGCAAGGGGCAUUGGAGUCGGGCUCUGUUGACACUCGACCACAUGGCGGCAGACCAGGUCGAGUCGACCGUGGUCAGCUUCAGCGCCGGGAUCCAGGCGUGUUCGCGCAGUGCCUCCUGGGGGCUCGGCCUCAUCCUCCUCCGACAGAUGGCAGUUGCCAGGACGACGCCGAAUGUCGUGAGCUUCUCCUCAGCUCUGAGUGGUCUGGUGGAAGACACAGAGUGGGAGAAAGCCUUUGAUGUGUUCGCGGGCAUGCGCCCGGACGCCACGCUUCCCAACACGGUCAGCUACAAUGCUACCAUCACCGCCUGCGCCGAGGCUGGGGAGCUUUGGCGGGAGGCUUUGGACCAGUUCUCCGCAAUGAGGACGGUGGAGGUGAAAGCAGACGCGAUCAGCUUCAAUGCGGCGAUGUGCAACUUGGGGAGAGCCGGCUGCUGGCAAGAUGCUCUUCAGGUGUGUUCCUGCAUGCCCGCCGUUCGACUCUCCGUUGACGAAAUAAGUUGCAAUGCGAGCAUCAGUGCCUGUGACAGCGAGGGACGGUGGCAAGUCUCCCUGUCGCUGCUCUCAUCCAUGCCUGCGAUUCGCCUGGUAUGCAAUGAGAUCAGCUGCGGUUCUGCCCUGAGUUCUCUUGCAUCGGCUGGCGAGUGGCAGCGUGCUCUGCAGUUGCUCUUCGACAUGGAGGCCAUGGAGAUUCCCCCGAGCCUGGUGGCCUACAACUCCAGCAUCCACGCUUGCGAGAGGCAGGGGGCCUGGCUGCUGGCGCUUUGGCUCUUGGAAGAUGUCGCUUUCGCCAGGCUCUCGCCGGAUGUUGUCACGUACAAUGGCGCCAUCAGCGCUUGCGAGAAGGGUGGAGCUUGGCCUCAUUCAUUGGGACUUCUCGCAGACAUCGCCAGGAUCAGUCAUCAACCAACUGUUGUCAGCUUCAGCGCUGCCAUCUCUGCUUGUGAGGAAGCAGCGAACUGGACGUUGGCGGUCCAACUGUUACGGGAGAUGCUCGCUGCAGUCGUUGCCCCAAACAUUAUCAGCUUCAGUGGCGCCAUCAGUGCCUGCGAGAAGUCUGGUCGCUGGGAAGUUGUUCUUAACCUCCUCUCUGUCAUGCAUGCUACAAGAAUUCGAGCAGACAGCAUCAGCUUCAGCGCAGCCAUCAGCUCUUGUGAGAAGGCGGGGCAGUGGAAGACGGCUUUGAACCUCUUCGAACUUCUUGAAGCCGCCAACCUGGAGCCCACCAACAUCACCGCCAGCGCCAUGCUCCGCGCCACUGCUCUUGGGCCCUGGCAGGUCUCCCUUCGUCUCCUCUCGCUCUUCUCUUCCCGCCCUGGUCAGUUGCUCGGCGCGGGAGACUUCGCCGAGGCCGCGAAGAGCUGCGAGCACUUUGGGCGCUUCCUCGCGGUCACCGAGUUGCUGCCGGAAAUGCAGCGACGGGCCGUCCACGGACUGCAGCAAAGGGUUUAG